This is a messenger RNA of Coffea eugenioides, 1266 nucleotides long. Its product is annotated as disease resistance protein RGA2-like. Gene Ontology annotation, molecular function: ADP binding. Lineage: Eukaryota; Viridiplantae; Streptophyta; Magnoliopsida; Gentianales; Rubiaceae. The record is from RefSeq and is a predicted model, not a curated record. The coding region runs from base 1 to 1266 and encodes 421 amino acids. The transcript is spliced from 4 exons. Gene Ontology annotation, biological process: defense response to other organism.
AUGGCUGAAUUGUUUGUUCCAAAGAUAAUACAUGAAUUGGGUGAGGUUGUCGUGAACCAGCUCGGGGAGAAGAUUAACCUGGUGAUGGGGGUUGAAGAGGAGGUGGCAAAUAUCAAAAGAAAGUUAGAAACGAUUCAAAAUGUGCUGCAUGAUGCAGAGAGACGAAGGCAGAGCGAGAAACCGGUCGCAAAGUGGCUAGAAGAGCUUGAAGAUAUAACAUAUGAGAUGGAUGAUGUCCUGGACGAAUGGAACAUCAAGAUUCAGAAACCAAAAUAUGAGGGAACUCAUCAGAAGCAGCCUACAUUGCGGAACAAGCGAAUUAUGACUACCCCAAUCAUAGAUGAAUCAGGGAUCUAUGGUCGAGAAUCUGAUAAGGAUGCUUUACUUGACCAAGUAUUGUCUGAGACUAGUAGUAGUCAAGGAAGAGAUGGAGUUCAAAUUAUUUCUGUAGUAGGCGCCGGGGAUGAUGUCUGGACAGAGGAUGACUCAAAGUGGAAACAUUUCCAAGACUCUCUCAAGGAUGGGGCUUCCGGAAGUGUAAUAUUGGUGACAACAAGGAGUCAUAGAGUGGCCACAAUGGUGGGAACAACUCAUACUCACCAAAUGACCCGAAUGUCUGACUCUGAUUGUUGGCUAAUAAUGCAAAGGAUAGCAUUUGCUAGAAAAUCAGGGGACUUAUGCAAGAAAGUGGAAAGAAUUGGGUUAAAAAUUGCAGAAAAAAGCAAAGGGUUGCCACUUGCUGUAAAGACUAUGGGAAGCUUGUUACGGUUCAAAGAUACCAUACAACAAUGGCAGAAUAUUUUGGACAGUGAGAUAUGGCAAUUGAAUGAAGCAGCUGUGAGACUUUUUCCUCAUUUGUACUUAAGUUACAAUGAAUUACCCCCAGAGCUGAAACGUUGCUUCUCAUAUUGUGCUGUCUUUCCCAAAGAUUUUGAGAUAAAUGUAGAAAAGCUUAUUAGGUUGUGGAUAGCACAAGGUUAUGUUCGUCCAAAUCGAAGAGGUGAGCGCUUGGAGCUGGUGGGCCUUGAGUACUUCAACAAUUUGGCAAUGUGUUCCUUUUUUCAAGAAUUACAAGAAGUUGAGGGUUACUAUGGGUUUCAUGAAUAUAUGAAGUGCAAGAUGCAUGACAUAUUCAACGCCAGGAGCAACUCUGAUGAUUUGGCAAUUCUGAAGUACCUGAACCAACUGGAAAAAUUGCGCGUUGAUAUUCAUGGAGAAGUAGAUUUUGGGAGUGUGGAACUUGGAAAGAAAAUUUACCUGUGUUGA